Molecule: messenger RNA, 468 nt
Organism: Lactuca saligna
Lineage: Eukaryota; Viridiplantae; Streptophyta; Magnoliopsida; Asterales; Asteraceae
Source: the annotation of a GenBank genome assembly
AUGGCUAACCUUCCCGGAAUCGUCCCUUCUACUGCUGAGUAUCGACAAUUGGAGACCACGUAUGGCUUAUCCUCCUUAGAAGGUGUGGAAUUUCCCUCUCCUGGCUCUAGAAUCUCUUCCCCUCCCCCUGGGAAAAUUGGGGUUUUCCUGAAAACCCUGGAUGCCGGUAUACGAUUUCCACUGACAGAAUUUCAGGAGGAAGGCAAACGGGUACCUUCCGACUACUUUGUCUUCAAGUUCUUCUUUCGAUUAUGCAUCACCGGAGACAAAUGUACCAUCUCAGUUUGGCGAGGGGGACACGCCUUAGUUCCCGAUGGGUGUACCCCUAAGAACUGGAAGGAUAAGUGGUUAUGGAUGAAUCAGGAGCUGGUUGGAAGUGGCCGCUACCGUGCCAAUGCAUUCUCUGAUACCAUUCCUAAGCUUUUCCACCACAACCAGGGUGUUGCCGAUUAUCUGAAGAGUGUGUAG